AUGGAAUUUUCUUGGGAGGACAGAAGCCCCCCUUUCCACUAUAUGGUGCAAGCCUCCGGACAGGGUGAAGUGUGGAAAGGAGAAGACUCCAAAUUUCAGCAGUACGGCUGGCGCGGCUCCACCAGCGAAGAUUCCUUCUCAACAGGCACUCUCGUCGGCAACUGGUCAGAAGAGCGCUCCGACGUCUGCCAUGUAUCUAAACGUCGCCCCCUACCGUCUCAGUUCUCCCACUAUUUUGAAACAACAUAUUCUUCUUCCUACAAAAAAGAUGAUAAGCAGCCCUUUCACACCACUGGCUUGAAGAGAGAAGCUCGCUCUUUCCCUGGACACCAGCCUGAGCUGGACCCCCUGCACACCCGAGGUGUUCCCAGCUCCAUCUACAGGGUGGACUUCAAAGAUCACAUGACAUCGAAGGGCCAGGAAGAGCCUUGA
Molecule: messenger RNA, 432 nt
Organism: Conger conger (European conger)
Lineage: Eukaryota; Metazoa; Chordata; Actinopteri; Anguilliformes; Congridae
Gene: cfap68
Product: cilia and flagella associated protein 68
Exons: 4
Coding region: 1-432 (143 amino acids)
Cellular component (GO): nucleus
Source: RefSeq, a predicted model, not a curated record